UCCGCGCCGCCUCCAGUCUGCUGCCGCCGCUCCCCGCACCGAGCAGCUCCACCGGCCGUUCAGGGCUCUUUACUUUAACGCGUCGAUGCCGGUAGUCUCUCCCGACACACUGCGAUAUUUCGGAUUCUUCUCGAGGAGAAAAGAGCCCUAAAAGCAGCGCGGACGUGUGAGACCGGAGAGUCCGUCGAGCGGACCGAGCCGCCGCUCCGCGCUGCCCGCUAGCUGCUCACCGAGAGGAGGUCCGCUUCUUCUGCUCCAGGAAACAUGAGCUUUCUGUUUGGAAACCGCUCCUCCAAGACCUUCAAGCCCAAGAAGAACAUCCCGGAGGGCUCCCACCAGUACGAGCUGCUGAAGCACGCCGAGGCCACGCUGGGCAGCGGCAACCUGCGUCUGGCGGUCACACUGCCCGAGGGCGAGGACCUGAACGAGUGGGUGGCCGUCAACACCGUGGAUUUCUUCAACCAGAUCAACAUGCUGUACGGCACCGUCACCGACUUCUGCACCGAGGAGAGCUGCUCCGUCAUGUCCGCCGGGCCCAAGUACGAGUACCACUGGGCGGACGGGACCAACAUCAAGAAGCCCAUCAAGUGCUCCGCCCCCAAGUACAUCGACUACCUGAUGACCUGGGUCCAGGACCAGCUGGACGACGAGACGCUGUUCCCCUCCACGAUCGGUGUCCCCUUUAAGAGGAACUUCAUGUCGGUGGCGAAGACCAUCCUGAAGCGCCUGUUCCGCGUCUACGCUCACAUCUACCACCAGCACUUUGACUCCGUGAUGCAGCUGCAGGAGGAGGCCCACCUCAACACGUCCUUCAAGCACUUCAUCUUCUUCGUUCAGGAGUUCAACCUCAUCGACAGGAAAGAGCUCGUCCCCCUUCAGGAGCUGAUCGACAAGCUGACGACCAAGGACACGAGAUAAGCGGCGACGUCAUCCUUUUAUUUUUUUAUUAUGGGUCUUCUAGUUUUUUUUGCACACAGACACCCCGCCCCGCCCUGGCUGCAUGGAUGCAGUACACACGAUGUUUCCACCAGGGAAGAUGAAGAGUGAGCAGAGAAGUGAAGCGAGUUUAUUUGUUCAUUGUUCGACAUCUGGGAUGUUGCUCUUCACAUCUGUCAGAACAGAAUAAUCCUAAAUGCCUCGCAUGGCUCCUAGUCGCCCUCUAUCUACAGCUGGAAGAAGAUGAAGGCCGUAACCCACUGACAUCAAACUGUCCUCCUCUUUCACGGUUCUUUAAUUCCUGCUGAACGGUUUUCUACCUGCUGUACAUUUUGGGUGUUUAUUUUUAAAGUUAGAAAGUCUCUCUAAACGAAUGUGUGGAACGACGUGAGGCUGGAGUCUCGUCGCGUUGCAGCAGGAUUACAAAGCUCCUCCUCCUCCUCAAAGUGACAAAGGAAAAGUCUUCAAGGGAUCUGAAACCUUUUUAAUGUGUAAAUAAAUGUCCUCUAAUGGAAGCAGAGACCUGUGUUUUUUAAAGUUGAAACCUCCAGUUUAAAAGAAGACUAUAUAUAUAUAUAUAUAUAGUAGUAAUAAUUCCCUGGUUCUCUCACUGGCCGUGAAGCACUUUGACCCCUGACCUCUUCUGCCUGAAUGUUUAUUCUGUGUAUCAUGUGACUGAUCAGAGCUUAUUCUCCUCCCUCAUAUUUCCUCAAAAAUGAAUGUUGAAUUGCUAAACGUCUUUAAAAAAAAUGCUUUUUUUGAUUCUCUUUUCUAUUUGUAUUGUUGUUUUGAUGGUCUGGAGUCGUGGCUCGGAGCACCUCCCGGUCCCACCGUGUGGUUUACCUGCUGUGCAAUCCACGACCGGGUCUUUCAUCCAGCGUUACGGUUCCUUUAACAGAAUAGUCUUUUGAGGACCAUGUUCUAUAUCUGUGUACGUUUAAUUCGUGAGCGGUGCAAAGCUUCAAUGCACACGUGUAAACACUGAGGGGGCGACCCGUCUUAAAGAUGCUUUUUGCUUAGUUUUCUGCAGCGGGCAUGGAGUGGUAGCUUUUGGUUUAAAGAAUGCGUUGUCUUCUUAGAGGCUCCUCCCCCUCCUCCCUUUAUUUGGAUAUUAAACAAAUCUUCAUUUGUUUUUAUUGUGGAGUAUUUUUUUCUCCACAUCCUUUAGUUAACUAUUCUGAAUGUUUACUGCUCACCGGAUAUGUGAAAAUGUACUAAAAGUCCAACUCGUCCCUCCUGUUGACGACAGUUAGCUCCUCCCCCUUCUGUGAUGGUAGAUGACGUGUUUGUACAUAUUGGCUCGGUCGGGUUUCAAUGCUACUGAAUGGAUUCAUGCUUGUUUACAAGGAAAAUAAAGGUGGUCUUGACUCUU
Molecule: messenger RNA, 2308 nt
Organism: Pseudoliparis swirei
Lineage: Eukaryota; Metazoa; Chordata; Actinopteri; Perciformes; Liparidae
Product: MOB kinase activator 1B-like
Exons: 6
Coding region: 265-918 (217 amino acids)
Biological process (GO): positive regulation of protein phosphorylation; hippo signaling
Cellular component (GO): cytoplasm; nucleus
Molecular function (GO): protein kinase activator activity
Source: RefSeq, a predicted model, not a curated record